AUGCUAGCCUCCGGACCCGCGGGCACAAGUAUGCUAGGCGAGCGGAGUACUAGUAUCGACGCCGCUGGGCGGACGGGUCUAGAGCGACAAGCUCGUGAACGUGAAAGUCGCGAAGAAGACGCUUUUGGAAAUUUGAAUGAGGAUGGUUUGCCACAGACACAAACACAAACGCAAGCGCAAAAAGCGCGGCAUAAGGACUCGGGGAAGCAGGGACAAGCACAAGCACAAGCGCAGGGUCAACAGCUACAGUUUCAGAAUGAGAGUGCGGAGGGUGAUUAUAGUGAUGGGCCGAUUCAUUCGCGGCUGGAGAGGGAUGGGGAUGGUAAGAAGAGGGGGAUUUGGGGGAGAAUUGCGAGGAAGUUGACGGGUGUUUGA
Penicillium cosmopolitanum is the source of this 375-nucleotide messenger RNA. RefSeq lists its product as uncharacterized. The record is from RefSeq and is a predicted model, not a curated record. NCBI's taxonomy places the organism in Eukaryota, Fungi, Ascomycota, Eurotiomycetes, Eurotiales, Aspergillaceae. The transcript has a single exon. The coding region runs from base 1 to 375 and encodes 124 amino acids.